AUGUCUCAAUUUCCAGCAUUAGAAGACUUUGAUGCAGGAUUAGGAUCUGCACCAGAAGGUAAAAGUGAACAACCAACUGAUUUCCUUGAACGAGAGAAACUUGCCCUUGGUGAAGAUGCAAACCAGUUCGGAGCGGUAGAGGACAAAGACACGCUGUUAGGUGUAGAAAAGGACUCAGAAGCAGAAAAGGAUGACUUUGAAAAGAAUUUCCCUCCUAUCGAUACUGAAAUGCAAACUUCUGGUACCUUUUCGGCUCCUAAAGCCCCUUACAUGGGCCAAGCUGAGGUGCAUCCUCCUGAACAAGAUACAGAGGAUUCAGAACCCAUUCAGAAAUGGAAAAAUGCAAAUGAGCGAAGAAUUCGUGAAAAGCAUGCAGCAAGUCGAAGACUUCACGAAUCCAAUGUAGAAAAGGCAAGAAAGGCCAUUGAUGACUUUUAUGAGAACUAUAACGAUAAAAAAGACAAAAUCAUUGCAAAGUCAAGAAAUGAACAAAAGACCCUUUUGGAUAAGAAUGAAGCCGUUUCUUCGGGUACUACUAGCUGGCAACGUAUUUUGAAGCUUGUAGAUUUGUCUGACAAAGCCGAAACCAACGAUCGUUCGGUUCAGCGUUUCCAUGAAUUGCUUAUUAGUCUUGCUAAAGAUGAAUCUGCUCCCGGAGCUAGUGGGAAGGCCGUUUCGGCUUAG
Messenger RNA from Schizosaccharomyces osmophilus, 684 nucleotides. RefSeq names its product clathrin light chain Clc1 (gene clc1). Gene Ontology annotation, biological process: clathrin coat assembly; intracellular protein transport; clathrin-dependent endocytosis. The record is from RefSeq and is a predicted model, not a curated record. Gene Ontology annotation, cellular component: clathrin coat of trans-Golgi network vesicle; plasma membrane; clathrin coat of coated pit. The coding region runs from base 1 to 684 and encodes 227 amino acids. NCBI's taxonomy places the organism in Eukaryota, Fungi, Ascomycota, Schizosaccharomycetes, Schizosaccharomycetales, Schizosaccharomycetaceae. Gene Ontology annotation, molecular function: clathrin heavy chain binding; structural molecule activity. The transcript has a single exon.